AUGGCUUUGAAUCAGGAACAGGAGCAGAAAUUUGCAGCAGUGCGCGCCGCACGAGAUGAGAAAAUCCCGGUGGAUUGGCGUUUAAAUGCUUCAAUAUUAUCGACGUUGCCUAAGAACGUGAAGCCCAUUUUUGAGAGUUGUGGCAUUCUUUCCUCCAAAGAAUUGGAGAUCACCAAUGUCAGAGAUGCCACAGCACUGUUAGAAAAGUUGCACUCGGCAACUUGGUCCGCAGAAGAAGUGACGGUAGCCUUCUGCAAACGAGCCGCAAUUGCUCAGCAGCUCAUCAACUGUCUCAUGGAUAUCGAUUUUGAAGGCGGAAUCAAACGAGCACGCGAACUAGAUGACCACCUGAGGCAAACUGGCAAAGUCGUCGGUCCGCUCCACGGUCUGCCGAUUAGUAUUAAAGAUCAGAAUGAAGUCAAGGGGAUGCAUUGUACUCUCGGUUUUGCGGCAUGGGUAGACCGAAUAUCAGAACGGGAUUCCAUGUCAGUGCACAUGCUGCGGGAAUCCGGGGCGGUCUUUUAUGUAAAGACCACGAUGCCACAGACGGGGAUGGCUCUCGAAACCGUGUCUAAUCUUUGGGGUCGUACUCUGAACCCCUCCAACACCGCUCUUACCUGUGGAGGUUCUUCGGGAGGCGAAGGUGCUCUGGCGUCUUGCUUUGGCUGUCCCAUUGCAAUCGCCACCGAUAUUGGUGGCUCUAUCCGGGCUCCGGCGUCUUUCAAUGGCAUGUAUGCUAUCAAACCAACCUCCCGACGCUGCAGUUAUAUGGGAAACUUGAAAGCCAUACAAGGGCAGAUCGCUAUCCCCAGUGCUAUCGGGCCAGUUGGACGAAGCGUCAGAGAUCUGGAAUUGAUUCUGCAGGCUUGGAGUGACAAGGAGCCGUGGCUUACCGAUCCCACCGUUGUGGAGAAACCGUGGUCAUCGGCCGAGAGCCCCAAAAAGCUGACGCUCGGGGUCAUGUGGUGGGAUGAAGUUGUUAUGCCACAUCCCCCAGUCCAAAGGGCUCUUCGGACCACCGUCGACAAGUUGAAAAUGGCUGGACAUGAAGCAGUGGUGGACUAUAAACCAUACAAACAUAGAGAGUCGUGGGACAUUACGCUACCAUUGUACUUCCCGACCGCAGGGGCGGAAAUGUUUCGACUGCUCGAAGAAGGUGGUGAACCGAUGAUCACAGCCCCAGCCAAAAUGCUAAGGGGGACCAAACAACUCUCUGUGCCAGAGCUGCUGCAAUAUCAAGCGGCCCAAGCGAACUAUCAAAACGAGUAUCUCGCCCACCUCAACGCCACGGCCAAAAUGACAUCGACAGGAAAGCCAGUCGACGCUCUUCUUACACCGGCUUUUGCAAGUGCUUCAUAUCCUCAUGAUUUCCUCCCAUGGUGGGGAUAUUUCUGUGUCUGGAACCUUCUCAACUAUCCGACUACCAUCAUCCCUGUGACGAGCGUGGACAAAUCUAUUGACGUUAAGGACCUUAAUUACAAACCUGUCAACUCAUUUGAUUCGGCGAACUAUGAUAUUUACGAUCCCGAGCUCUUUGACGGUGCUCCGGUCUGUUUGCAACUCAUUGGCCGGCCCCUUGCGGAGGAGAAGCUCAUUGCUGUAACGCGUGUGGUGGAUGAGGUGGUUAAUAGUACCCUCUCUGCUGCCCGAACUCGCUUCACCAACCGCAAUCCAAAAUCUCUUGCUCUCCAUCAGAACGCUGCCGACUACCUUCCCGGUGGUAACACUCGCAGUCUCUUGCACACAUUUCCAUUUCCCAUUUCCCUCGCCCGUGGUCGGAACUACACGGUCACCGACGAAGACGGACACGUGUACCUUGACCUAGUCGGCGAGCUCACGGUGGCAUUAUACGGAUACUCACACCCCACGAUCCAAGCAGCAUUGAUCAACGUGGUUCACAACGUCGGCUUGAACCUAGGCGGUACCAUUGCCCAGGAAGCCCAACAUGCAGCCUUGCUAUGUAAGCGUUUCAACUUGCAAAGGAUCCGCUUCACAAACUCCGGCAUCGAAGCGAACCUGCAUGCUCUCGGUGCCGCGAGACGGUUCACGGGAAAAAAUCGAGUGGUGGUCUUUCACGGCGGAUAUCAUGGUGCAGUUUUGAGUUUUGGCGACGGAGGAUGCGCAGAGAACAACGUGGACAGACAAGAUUGGAUUAUAGCAAGGUAUAAUGAUUUGGAAGAUGCGAGAGAGAAAAUCCAGCUUCCUGGUGUGGCGGCGGUUAUUAUCGAGGCAAUGCAAGGCGCUGGCGAGUGUAUUCCUGCACGGGAGGAGUUUGUCAAGAGUGCCCCGGAGGCUGCAAAAAAGGUGAGCGCAGUUUUCCCCCCUCCCCAAAAUUGUCUCCUCUGA
This is a messenger RNA of Rhinocladiella mackenziei CBS 650.93, 2346 nucleotides long. RefSeq lists its product as uncharacterized. Gene Ontology annotation, molecular function: transaminase activity; pyridoxal phosphate binding. The record is from RefSeq and is a predicted model, not a curated record. Bases 1 to 2346 code for a protein of 781 amino acids. The transcript has 9 exons. NCBI's taxonomy places the organism in Eukaryota, Fungi, Ascomycota, Eurotiomycetes, Chaetothyriales, Herpotrichiellaceae.